GCGAAGCCCUCUUCUCCUUUUUCAUCAUUUUCUCCUUCGAUAAACCCUGACUUUCUGAGUUCUCUGCACACAAGUUUGCAGAUCCCCAGAUCCGAUCCUUCCCAUUAACCAGCCCUCACCUCAGCUUCUGCUCCAAAGGCGAAGCCUUUUUGAUCCCAUGACAUCGAAAUUCACGAAACUCAGUGGUCAACUCGUCGACAAAUUCACCCGUGCGUCCAAAUUGCCUGCUCAUCAUACUGAUCUGGUCAAAACAGUUUCGAUUCUAAAAAACGAACUUUUAUCGACCGGUAACAGCAAGGAGAAGUUCGAGAGCGUUUUGGAUCAGAAAGGUCAAUGGUUACUUACAAGUUAUCGUGAUGGAGCUGGCAUCGUCGAGCUUAUGGAUCAACUCUUCCCCCUUCCUUACCUGGCUCUUCAGGUCUUAGAGUGGAGGAGGAGGAGACAGUUCGAUUGCUGUAUCCCUUUGACAUCGGAGGAGUACGCAAAAGGAAUCAAAGUCGCGGGUCGAGCCAAAGACAUAACCUUUGCAGUCUCUCUUUUCAAUGAAUCCGGUAAGAAACGAAGUCAGACGGCUUCGGUUUACAACGCUCUGAUGAGCGCUUACAUGUACAACGGCCUUGCCGAGGAAUGCCAGUCGGUUUUCAGAGAUUUCGUUAGGCAGACGCACUGUGCUCCGACCGUUUCGAGUUAUAAUAUUCUGAUAUCUGUCUACGGGAGAAGACUUAUGGUUAAGAACAUGGAAGCAGCUUUCCAAGAGAUGCGGAAACGAAAGCAGCUUUCUCUGAGUUCCAGUACUUAUAACUGUCUGAUUGCUGGUUAUGUGACUGCCUGGGAAUGGGGUAAAAUGGAAGCUGCGUUUCGAGAAAUGAAGACGGGUCAAGUUGAGCCAGACACCGAAACGUAUCUGCUGAUGCUUCGCGGGUAUGCGAACUCAGGGGAGUUGAGUAAGAUGGAGGAAAUGUAUGAAUCGGUUAAGGAUCAGGUUGGUGUAGACCGAGGUUCUUUGGUUAGAGCCAUGAUCUGUGCGUAUUGCAAGAAAGCUGUUGAGGGUAGAGUCGAGAAGAUUGAAAGUUUGUUGAGUCUUCUCUCUGGUGAGGAGUAUUAUCCUUGGUUGAAUGUGCUUUUGAUUCGACUCUAUGCUCAAGAAGACAUUCUUGAAUCGAUGGAGAGGAGGAUAGAGGAAGCGUUUGAGCGUAACACAUGUGUUAAUAAAUCUAGUAUCAUGAGGGCAAUCACUGCAGCUUACUUCAGGUGUAAUGAAGUUGACGGUCUUGUUAAAUUUGUUAAACGUGCCGAGUCUGCCGGGUGGAAACUAUGCAGAUCUCUCUACCACUGUAAGAUAAUGAUGUAUGGCUCGCAAAAACGCUUUGAAGAGAUGGAAGGUGUUGUAAAUGAGAUGAUGGGAGAGAGUAAUUAUGGGAUUGUUAUUAAAACGUUUGCGAUUAUGUGUAAGGCUUAUAAAAGUCACGGAAUGGAGUCAAAUGCUGAGAAAGUGAUGGGAAGGAUGGUGAAACAUGGGUAUCUACUACGUACUCCAAAAACACAUCUACCUCAACUUGCGUAAAGAAUACCGUCUGUUUUGGUUUUGUUCAGCGUCAUUACCAAAUGGUUAGUGCUGUUUCUGCCUUUGCACUGAUGGUAGCAGACCACGGUGUUCCGCUUGUUUCUUUUAUUUGGUAUAUCUGGCUGGAGAAGUAUGCCCCAUGACCCUUGAUAAAGAGAUGCUGUCUAGGCUCUGUCACCUGAGUUUUGGAAUGAGACUAGAACACGGUCAUCAUUAUCUCAGUAAGAGUUGUUCAUGUUGCCGGCAAGAUUUUCAAGUUUGAACAUGUUGGUGGAUGAGAACCUCAGUAAACCAAUAUCUCUUUGAGCGACGAAGAAGAGAGUCUAAAUUGUACUUAUUCGAUUGCCUGUGUAACAGCUAAUAGAUUGGAAGAACUGAGCUUCUCUUCAUAUUCUUGAGUAACUGGAGGCUCUGCCAAGUGGAGUUAUUUACCUCGAAAACCCUGAUAGACGGUGCAGCAUGUUUCUCUUUGUGCCAGCUCUCUCUCUCUCUGGGUAACAUAAGUUGACAUUUCCUGUUGUUGUUAGGCUACCAACAUUCAACACUCUCAUGUUCACAUCUUCUCUGUUGUUUUCCCUUGCGCUCUGUUUGUAAUUUAGAGGAAAACAGAGUGCUUAAUUACAAGGAUGUUUCAGUAUAGAGGCAACCUCAUAUCUAAUUGCAAAAUAUUCAGUUAUUUUAAUGAAUUAAGUCAUUAAGCUUUUUAGUC
Messenger RNA from Raphanus sativus (radish), 2273 nucleotides. RefSeq names its product pentatricopeptide repeat-containing protein At2g30780. The record is from RefSeq and is a predicted model, not a curated record. The coding region runs from base 158 to 1564 and encodes 468 amino acids. The transcript is spliced from 2 exons. NCBI's taxonomy places the organism in Eukaryota, Viridiplantae, Streptophyta, Magnoliopsida, Brassicales, Brassicaceae. Gene Ontology annotation, molecular function: protein binding; mRNA binding.